AUGUGCCAUUUCCGAGACCCCCAAGCAGAGACCCCUAAGCUGAAUAAGAUUCAGGACACAGAAGAGAACCACCGCCUGGCGAAGCCGGGAAGUCCUUCAGCCAUGCAGGGCUACCCUAGCCUGUACCAGCCGCUGUGGCUUGGAGCACUGAGGACUCACUCUGGGCUAGGCAAAAAUUGGCCUUCCUGUACCAUCUUAGAUGUUAAGGUGCUUUUUGGGGGUUGCCACAAACCUAGGCGGGGAAGCACAGGGGCGGGUAGUCGGGGCCCCGGCAGGCAGGGCGCAUGCGCGCGGGGGAGCCUAGCUGCGCCGCGCGCCCGCGGCCCCUCAGCUCCCCUAGACAUGGCGCUGAGGCGGCGGCCAACGGUCCGGCUCUGCGCCCGGCUGUCUGACUUUUUCCUCCUGCUGCUUUUCAGGGGUUGCUUGAUUGGGGCUGUGAAUCUCAAAUCCAGCAACCGAACCCCAGUGGUACAAGAAUUUGAAAGUGUGGAACUCUCUUGUAUCAUUACGGAUUCACAGACAAAUGACCCCAGGAUUGAAUGGAAGAAAAUUCAAGAUGACCGAACUGCAUAUGUGUUUUUUGACAACAGAAUCCAGGGAGAUUUGGCAGGUCGUGCAGAAUUAUUGGGUAAAACAUCUUUAAGGAUCUGGAAUGUGACCCGGACAGACUCAGCCCUUUAUCGCUGUGAAGUGGUUGCUCGAAAUGACCGCAAAGAAAUUGAUGAGAUUGUCAUUGAGUUAACUGUGCAAGUGAAGCCGGUACCUCCUGUGUGCAGAGUACCAAAGGCUGUACCCGUGGGCAAGACAGCCACGCUGCAGUGCCAGGAGAGUGAGGGCUUCCCCCGGCCUCACUACAGCUGGUAUCGAAAUGACGUGCCGCUGCCCACAGAUUCCAGAGCCAAUCCCAGAUUUCGAAACUCCUCUUUUCUCUUAAACUCUGAAACAGGCACUCUGGUUUUCAGUGCUGUUCACAAGGAAGACUCUGGGCAGUAUUACUGCAUUGCUUCUAAUGAUGCAGGCUCAGCCAGGUGUGAGGAGCAGAUGAUGGAAGUCUAUGACCUGAACAUUGGUGGCAUUAUUGGGGGGAUCCUGGUGGUGCUUGCUGUACUGGCCCUGAUAACGGUAGGCAUCUGCUGUGCAUACAGACGGGGUUACUUCAUCAAUAAUAAGCAGAAUGGUGAAAGUUACAAGAGUCCGGGGAAGUCAGAUGGAGUUAACUAUGUCAGGACAGAGGAAGAGGGCGACUUCAGACACAAGUCAUCAUUUGUGAUCUGA
Molecule: messenger RNA, 1275 nt
Organism: Puma concolor (puma)
Lineage: Eukaryota; Metazoa; Chordata; Mammalia; Carnivora; Felidae
Gene: JAM3
Product: junctional adhesion molecule 3
Biological process (GO): cell-cell adhesion; cell migration
Cellular component (GO): cell-cell contact zone; plasma membrane; protein complex involved in cell adhesion
Molecular function (GO): cell-cell adhesion mediator activity; protein homodimerization activity; protein heterodimerization activity
Source: RefSeq, a predicted model, not a curated record